Molecule: messenger RNA, 1200 nt
Organism: Aspergillus nidulans FGSC A4
Lineage: Eukaryota; Fungi; Ascomycota; Eurotiomycetes; Eurotiales; Aspergillaceae
Product: TauD/TfdA family dioxygenase
Exons: 4
Coding region: 1-1200 (399 amino acids)
Molecular function (GO): oxidoreductase activity
Source: RefSeq, a predicted model, not a curated record
AUGGCCACUCUCACUCAGACCUCCGCCCCCGCCCCCGCUCCAGCUCAGAUCAUCCACUCCAAUGCCCCUCGCGACAUCUUCCCCGACGGCCUGAAGACAACGGGCCAGCACCCGCCGAUCUACGAGGAGCUGCACCCCUUCGAGGACUUCCCCAAGUCCAUCGAGGGCCGCACGCUCUGGAAGGCAGAGGACUACAAGGAUGCGCCUGAGAAAUGGACACACCGAUUUUCGGCGGAGGAGGUUGAAGAACUCGGUGCCACUGCUGAUGCAUUCUUGGCCUCCGGGACUCCUCUGACUGGGAUCUCAAAGAGCAAUUUCCCCCUUCCCAAACUCUCCGCCCUCCUCUACGAACUCCGCGACGACCUCCUAAACGGCAAGGGCUUUAUCCUAUUUAAAGGCUUCCCUGUACAAGAAUGGGGCAACCACAAGUCCGCCGUUGCGUACAUGGGUCUUGGCACCUACCUAGGCUACUUCGUCUCACAGAACAGCCGCGGCCACGUUCUGGGUCACGUCAAGGAUCUCGGCGAGGACCCAACGCAGAUUGACUCUGUUCGCAUCUACCGGACGAACGCUCGGCAAUACUUCCACGCCGAUGACAGCGACAUCGUCGGUCUUCUAUGCAUUGCGCGCGCUCUGGAGGGCGGCGAGUCAGACAUUGUUUCCACGCACCACGUCUACAACACCCUUGCCGCUGAGCGACCCGACGUGUUGAAGACACUGAUUGAGCCAAUCUGGUACUUCGACCGCAAGGGCGAGACAUCCAAGGGCCAGGAGGAGUAUAUUCGCACAAGCGUGAUCUACCUCGAGCGCGGUGAUAACCCCCGCGUCUACACCAAAUGGGACCCCUACUACGUCCGCUCAUUAACGCGCUUCAGCGAUGCAGGCCUCAUCCCACCUCUCUCCGACAGACAGAUCGAAGCCCUCGAGGUCCUCGAGCAGACCUGCCAGCGACUGUCCCUACAUAUGAUCCUCGAAGUCGGAGACAUCCAGUUCGUGAGCAACUCGCAUGUGCUGCACGCGCGGACCGCAUACAAGGACUAUGCCCCGCCUGCGCCCAGGCGACACCUCAUGCGUCUAUGGCUGUCAACGCCGGAGAGUGAGGGCGGUUGGCGGCUGCCGUUCUGGGAUAGUAACGAAAAGAAGAGGGGAGGCGUGCAGGUUGACGAUACGCCGCCGGUGGCGCUGUUGGAUGCUGAGUAG